AGAGCCGGGGAGCGAAGCAACCGGGACAGACCGGUGGGAGAGCAGCGCUGAACGCCUGGUCCGAAGACCUGAGCGUUUUGAGCCUUUCUGAGCCGUCCGUAGGACACGGAAAGCCGCCUGAGCGCGUGACGAUUAAAUCUGCUGCGCCAGCCUGAGCCUUCCUAGUUGUCAUUGGACCCUGGGAUGUAAACAGGUCUGGCCAGUGCACCUCUUCUCUGGGUGCUUCGUUCGCCAGAAAAGGCGACUUUCUUCUUGGAGUUCGGAUUGGAUCACUCUCAUGUGCUGAUUACCGCACUGGGACUGUUUCCGGCAAAGGAAUUUCCUGCAGUUCACAAGCGUCCCCUGGCUGAAGAAGAAGAAGAAGAAGAAGAAGAUGGCUUCCAUGCUGCUCAGUCGACAGCUGACCUGCGCAGUUCAGCAAAAUUGCCGGCUGUUUGUAUCUGGAUGCAGAUCUAUCAGUCAAGCUGCAGCCAAAAUUGAUGUCGACUUUGAUUAUGAUGGACCUCUGAUGAAGACUGAAGUCCCCGGACCUAGAUCUAGAGAAUUAAUGAAGCAGUUGAACGGAAUUCAGAAUGCAGAAUCAGUUCAUUUCUUCUGCAACUACAACGAGAGCCGAGGAAACUACCUAGUGGAUGUGGAUGGCAACCGAAUGUUAGAUCUUUAUUCUCAGAUUUCCUCUCUUCCCAUAGGUUACAGCCACCCGGCUUUGGUAAAACUUGUCCAGCAGCCCCAAAAUGUGGGCACAUUCAUCAACAGACCUGCCCUUGGAGUAUUUCCUCCAGAAAAUUUUCCCGAAAAGCUAAAGGAGUCCUUACUUUCGGUGGCCCCAAAAGGCCUCUCCCAGAUUGUCACCAUGUCCUGUGGCUCCUGCUCUAAUGAAAAUGCCUUCAAAACCAUAUUCAUGUGGUACAGGAACAAGGAGAGGGGUCACGCUGGUGCCACAAAGGAGGAGCUAGAAACGUGUAUGAUUAACCAGUAUCCAGGUUGCCCAGACUACAGUAUCCUCUCUUUCAUGGGUGCAUUUCAUGGGAGAACAAUGGGUUGCCUAGCUACCACUCACUCCAAAGCCAUUCACAAGCUAGACAUCCCUUCCUUUGACUGGCCCAUUGCUCCAUUUCCCCGGCUAAAGUAUCCUCUGGAAGAAUUUGUGAAAGAGAAUCAACAAGAAGAGGCCCGCUGUUUGGAAGAGGUGGAAGACUUGAUUGUGAAAUAUCGGAAAAAGAAGAAGACAGUGGCAGGAAUUGUUGUGGAGCCCAUCCAGUCAGAGGGGGGGGACAACCAUGCAUCUGAUGACUUCUUUAGGAAGCUGAGAGACAUUGCUAGGAAGCAUGGCUGUGCCUUUCUAGUGGAUGAAGUACAGACUGGAGGGGGCUGUACUGGCAAAUUCUGGGCCCAUGAGCACUGGGGAUUAGAUGAUCCAGCUGAUGUAAUGACCUUCAGCAAGAAGAUGAUGACAGGAGGAUUUUUUCACAAGGAGGAGUUCAGGCCCAAUGCUCCUUUCCGGAUUUUCAAUACAUGGCUUGGAGACCCUUCCAAGAAUCUGCUGAUUGCUGAAGUCAUCAAUGUCAUUAAGAGAGAGGACCUCCUCAGUAAUGUUACCCAUGCAGGAAAGGCACUGUUGACAGGACUGAUGGAUUUACAGGCCCGAUACCCACAUCUCAUCAGCAGAGCAAGAGGUCGAGGAACAUUCUGCUCUUUUGAUGCUCCAGAUGAAACAACAAGGAACAAGCUCAUUUUAACAGCCAGAAACAAAGGUGUAGUCCUGGGAGGCUGUGGUGAUAGGUCCAUCCGUUUCCGCCCAACAUUGGUCUUCAGGGAUCACCACGCACACCUCUUCCUCAACAUUUUUAGUGACAUCUUAGCAGACUUCAAGUAAAGGAUUAUUUUUCCAUUGCA
This is a messenger RNA of Trichosurus vulpecula (common brushtail), 1896 nucleotides long. RefSeq names its product 4-aminobutyrate aminotransferase (gene ABAT). The record is from RefSeq and is a predicted model, not a curated record. The transcript has 17 exons. Gene Ontology annotation, cellular component: mitochondrion. Gene Ontology annotation, biological process: GABA catabolic process. Bases 374 to 1876 code for a protein of 500 amino acids. Gene Ontology annotation, molecular function: pyridoxal phosphate binding. Lineage: Eukaryota; Metazoa; Chordata; Mammalia; Diprotodontia; Phalangeridae.